AUGUACCUAUCCCGGCUGCAGCCCAUCACUCCCUUCCAACAAAUCCUCGACAAUGUCACAUCCGAUAAACGCGCGAGCCACUACGGCGCGUUCUACAGCCUGUAUCUCGACCCUUUACGCCGACCGCAACUAACCCGUGGUGACGAUCGGAUCCCGGUCUGGGAAAACCAGGAGGUUAACUUGCUGACGGUCGGUCGUGCGUACGGCGACUCGCUGCAGCUGUGGAAGCGGGCAUUCCCGAGGGGUGUUAUCUACGGCAUUGCAAAUGACACCACCUCCUCCUUGAUGCUCCAGGCAGCGGCGAGGGACCCGCGGGUGCGGCUGAUGGUGGGCGACCAGGCGAAUGGGAAUUUCUUGCAGAAAGCGGUUUCUGAUAUUAAGAAUGAGGUGGGUCUGCUUGACUUCAUAGUGGACGAUGGUGGUCACACCAUGGAUCAGCAACAGACAUCCCUCAAACACCUUCUACCCCUGGUCAAGCCAGGUGGAAUAUACUUUAUCGAGGAUCUCGAGACUGCACAGAUGUUGCGCAUGCAGUGUACUACCCCCACCAACUUCUCUACAGGAGUUGCAUAA
This is a messenger RNA of Closterium sp. Naga37s-1, 573 nucleotides long. NCBI's taxonomy places the organism in Eukaryota, Viridiplantae, Streptophyta, Zygnematophyceae, Desmidiales, Closteriaceae. The record is from the annotation of a GenBank genome assembly.